AUGAGACUUCAAAAAACUGAUUUGUUAGUUUUGAGAUUAACAGAUGCAAUGGAAAUUUUAUAUGUGGAGGUGUCUGGGCCACCUUAUAAACAUGACAAAAAACACACCAUCAGGGAUGUCAAAAAAUUACUUGUGAUGGCUGUUUAUGACAAUACUGAAGAUUUACGAGAAUGGAUAAAUUUACCUGAUGACAAUUUAAUGCCUGUAACAGGAGACAAGAUAGAUGAAAUAUUUUUAUGUGAUAUUUAA
Molecule: messenger RNA, 249 nt
Organism: Entrophospora candida
Lineage: Eukaryota; Fungi; Glomeromycota; Glomeromycetes; Entrophosporales; Entrophosporaceae
Source: the annotation of a GenBank genome assembly